This is a messenger RNA of Cinara cedri, 1357 nucleotides long. The record is from the annotation of a GenBank genome assembly. NCBI's taxonomy places the organism in Eukaryota, Metazoa, Arthropoda, Insecta, Hemiptera, Aphididae.
AUGCAAAUUUUUGUGAAAACUCUAACGGGUAAGACCAUCACCCUUGAGGUCGAGUCUUCGGACACCAUCGAAAAUGUUAAAGCUAAAAUCCAAGACAAGGAAGGCAUCCCUCCCGACCAACAACGUUUGAUCUUCGCUGGCAAGCAGCUUGAGGAUGGACGUACAUUGUCUGACUACAAUAUCCAGAAAGGUAUGUAUUUGUAAUUACAUAUAAUUAAAUAAUAAAGUUGGUUCUGGUAUCAUAAGAGUAAUUUUUGUGAUUUAAUAUACUUAUGUAGGUACUUGAAUUUGUCAAUUCUAAUUAGUCAUAAAUUAAUAAGUAGGUAUCUAUAACAUUUAGAAGGAUUGCUUAAUUUGUUGAACUGGGGCCACAGAUUACUUUCUGAAUACUACUGGUGAUUUUAUAUCCAGUGUUUCAGUUAAAAAUUGCACUCGUUAUGAUCCAGUUCAGUAUUUUGUAGACUUGCGGCAGCAGUUAAUCUAUUUUGCUAAUUUACUCUCUAAUCUGGAAAACUUAACCAGAAAUUAUGAAAUUUUGUAUUAGUGAUAGAGUUCUACCGUAUUUAAAUAGUUUGUUAGUUUAGAGUACUAGUACAGUACUACCUACUAUUGACCUAAAGUAGUCUGUGGCCCCAGUUUAGCAAAUUAGACCGAUCCACUUUUAGGUAAUUAUAAUAGAGAGGUAGUUAGUUUUUUUCCCAUUUUAAGCAGUUUUAGGAAAUUAAGAUUUAAUUACCUAUAUUAGGACAUAGUUAAUUUUUCUCUUGAUCUGUUAAAUAGAUUCAUGUCAUAAUUUUUAAUGCAUGUUAUGUUAUUAAAAUAUUUGUAAGUAAUCAUAAUAUUUAAAAUCAUAAACUCUUACUAUUAAUUUUAAAUACAUUUUUUUUUUUCACUUUUACCGGGAUAAAAAUGAUUAAUAUUGGUAGAGAAUUAUUAUACUAUUAUAUACAGUAAUAAGGGACAAAUUAUCAGACUGUGCUAAAAUAUGCUCUCUUUCAGAUUACAGUAGAUAUAAGUUUAAAAUGUUUAGCUUAUUAUGUAUAUAAAUUUUAUUUUAUUUUUUAAAUUUUAGAACAGUAUCUAAAAUGUUUGAAAAUAUUCUUUUUCAUAAGAAACUGUAUAGUUUGUGUUAUUAAAUUUAUUAUUUUAAUUUUGUUUAGAAUCUACAUUGCAUUUGGUAUUACGUCUUCGUGGUGGUGUUAUUGAGCCUACUCUCCGUUUGUUGGCGCAAAAGUACAACUGUGACAAGAUGAUCUGCCGAAAAUGCUAUGCUCGUCUUCACCCAAGAGCCACUAACUGCCGUAAGAAGAAGUGUGGACACACAAACAACUUGCGUCCAAAAAAGAAGUUGAAGUAA